Fusarium coffeatum is the source of this 216-nucleotide messenger RNA. RefSeq lists its product as uncharacterized. Gene Ontology annotation, cellular component: transcription factor TFIIH core complex; transcription factor TFIIH holo complex. Bases 1 to 216 code for a protein of 71 amino acids. The transcript has 3 exons. NCBI's taxonomy places the organism in Eukaryota, Fungi, Ascomycota, Sordariomycetes, Hypocreales, Nectriaceae. Gene Ontology annotation, biological process: nucleotide-excision repair; transcription by RNA polymerase II; transcription initiation at RNA polymerase II promoter. The record is from RefSeq and is a predicted model, not a curated record.
AUGCCUCGCGCAAUUAGAGGUGUUCUCAUCGAAUGCGAUCCUUCCAUCAAGUCCAUCAUCGUGAGCAUCGAUAGCGCCAAUCAUGACUACAUUAUCGAAGACCUCGACGACGAGCGCGUAGUUGUCAAAGAGAACAUGGUCUCCAUGCUCAAAGCGAAGCUCGAAGACCGACUCAAAGAGAACCUGCCUCCCGAGGAGGAAUCCGGCUCCGAAUAA